AUGUACCAGGAGGAAAGUGGCUUGGUUAUCCAGGAGUGUUUCUCUCUGUCACAGCUGGAGUCUCCUGAGAGAGUGACAGAAGGAGAUUCAGUCCGUCUGACAUGUAAAAGCAGCUGUAAACUGACUGACACACCAACAUUCAUCUGGUACAAACACUCAGAGAUAUUGACUACAGGAACUAAUGGAGACAAACUCCUCCUCAAUCCAGUCAGAGGAGAAGAUGCAGGCAGAUAUAGAUGUGGUGUACUUGGACACACACUUGCAUCACCUGACGUCUAUCUCAAUGUCACCUAUCCUCCAAAGAAUGUCUCAGUGUCCAUCAAUGGAUCUGCUGUAAUAGUAAAGGGAGAUUCAGUGAGUCUGAUAUGCAGCAGUGACUCAAACCCUCCUGCUCUGAACUUCAGCUGGAUUAAAGAAGAAACAUUUAUAGGAUCUGGAAGAAUCUUCAGCAUCUCCAAGAUCAGCUCUGAUGACAAUGGAGAAUACAAGUGUAGAGCCAGAAAUGACCAUGGAGAGAAAUACUCUGAUCCUCUGACUUUAGAUGUCCAGUAUCCUCCCAGGAAUGUCUCAAUAUCCGUGAGAAGAUCUGCUGUAAUAAUGUCUGGAGAUUCAGUGACUCUGAGCUGCAGCAGCGACUCAAACCCUCCUGCACAAAUCAACUGGUUUAAAGGAACAAAGUAUGUAGGAUCUGGAAGAAUCUUCAACAUCUCCAAGAUCAGCUCUGAUGACAAUGGAGAAUACAAGUGUAGAGCCAAAAAUGACCAUGGAGUGAAAUACUCUGAUCCUGUGACUUUAGAUGUGCAGUACCCACCCAGGAACGUCUCAGUGUCCAUCCAUGGAUCUGCUGUAAUAAUGGCUGGAGAUUCCGUGACUCUGAGCUGCAUCAGCGACUCAAACCCUCCUGCAGAAAUCAGCUGGUUUAUAGGAGAAACAUCUGUAGGAUCUGGAAGAAUCUUCAACAUCUCCAAGAUCAGCUCUGAUGACAGUGGAGAAUACAAGUGUAGAGCCAGAAAUGAUCAUGGAGAGGAAUACUCUGAUCCUGUGACUUUAGAUGUCCAGUGUGAGUUUAUGAUGGUUCAGUAA
Messenger RNA from Danio aesculapii, 1083 nucleotides. Its product is annotated as B-cell receptor CD22-like. The record is from RefSeq and is a predicted model, not a curated record. Bases 1 to 1083 code for a protein of 360 amino acids. The transcript is spliced from 5 exons. NCBI's taxonomy places the organism in Eukaryota, Metazoa, Chordata, Actinopteri, Cypriniformes, Danionidae.